CCCCCGCGCGGCCCCCUCCCGCGGGAGUCGCGGCGCUGCGGGUCCGAGCGCGGCCGGAGGGACCCUGGUUCGGCCGGGAAGCCGAGCCGAAGCGGAGCCUGAGCCCGGCGGGCGGGCGGGCGGGCGGCGGGCGGCGAGCUGCGCGGGGGCGUGCGGCGCUGUCGCGGACGCUGUCCCGCGCUCCGGGCCGCCUCGGGUCUCGGGGUCUCCGAGACAAUCUGCGCCCGGGCCGAGGAGCGGGGCAGACGGGCGCGCUGGCAGAGUGCAGGGCCGCUGCUCGAGCUCGGCCCGACGCGGCGUCGCGAGCCGCAGGUUGGAGCUCGGGGCCGGGGCCUGAGGCUCGGGCGCUGCCGGGGCCGAGCGGAGGUCUGGGUUUGCCUCCCGUCCCCGCUCAGGACCCCGACGUGGGUGAGGCGGCCCCGGGAGCAUGAGCGGGCAGCGCGUGGACGUCAAGGUGGUGAUGCUGGGCAAGGAGUACGUGGGCAAGACAAGCCUAGUGGAGCGAUACGUGCACGACCGCUUCUUGGUGGGGCCCUAUCAGAACACCAUCGGGGCCGCCUUCGUGGCCAAGGUGAUGUCUGUCGGAGACCAGACAGUGACUUUGGGUAUUUGGGACACCGCAGGCUCUGAGCGCUACGAGGCCAUGAGCAGAAUCUACUAUCGAGGUGCCAAGGCUGCCAUCGUCUGCUAUGACCUCACAGACAGCAGCAGUUUUGAGCGAGCCAAGUUCUGGGUGAAGGAACUGCGCAGCCUGGAGGAGGGCUGUCAAAUCUACCUAUGUGGCACCAAGAGUGACCUGCUGGAGGAGGAUCGGCGGCGUCGGCGUGUGGACUUCCACGAUGUCCAGGACUAUGCAGACAAUAUCAAAGCUCAGCUCUUUGAAACAUCCAGCAAGACGGGCCAGAGUGUGGACGAGCUCUUCCAGAAAGUGGCAGAGGAUUACGUCAGUGUGGCUGCCUUCCAGGUGAUGACAGAAUGUUGCCAAGCUGCCACCUCUCUCUUUGACAGAGGACAAGGGCGUGGAUCUGGGCCAGAAGGCAAACCCAUAUUUCUACAGCUGUUGUCAUCACUGAGUCACCACUCACCUGGCCUGGGGGAAUUAAAGGAACUCCUCAAAGGGGCCAGACCCAGCUUUUGUCUGGGCUUGGGUGGUCAAAUGUUUGAGCUACCCCAGGUCCCCAUGGCAGCAGAGGUGGCACCUGCCUGUGCUGGCCCAUGGAACAGAGGCAGCAUUGGGCUGACUGUGGGCAUGAGGAGGGGUAAGGGCUGAUUUGGACCCCAGGCUUUUGCCCUGGACAGCACUUGUGUCUGCAGAUUAUCUAAGUGGCUUCUGAUCUGUAAAUAAAAUCAAUGCACUGUGAAUCACA
This is a messenger RNA of Microcebus murinus (gray mouse lemur), 1367 nucleotides long. RefSeq names its product RAB24, member RAS oncogene family (gene RAB24). Gene Ontology annotation, molecular function: GTP binding; GTPase activity. The record is from RefSeq and is a predicted model, not a curated record. Lineage: Eukaryota; Metazoa; Chordata; Mammalia; Primates; Cheirogaleidae.